AUGGCACAACCCAGUCAUGACGAAAGACCGCUGAUUGACCCGGUUGCAACUCCUGGUCCACUCAUGGAAUCGGGCAUGGAAGAGCGCUCUGGUCCUCAGCCAACUGAAACGACCGUGCUUCUCCCCCGAUCCAACGGCGAGAAACCGUCCAAUGUCCACUAUCGAAACAUCUCUGGCCCACGCUUUGUUUUCCUGUUCACCAGCAUCAUGUUUGGUUCGACAAUUGCCUUCUUCGACUCCACGCUCAUGGCAUCUUCUCACCCAGUCAUCACAUCCUACUUCCACGCCUCCAACGCCGCGUCUUGGCUGAGUACCGUCUUUUACUUAACAUCCACCGUCUUUCAACCCCUGUACGGCCGCGUGUCCGAUACCAUUGGUCGACGACCGGUGUUCCUGUUUGCCAUCUUCAUGUUCUUCGCCAGUACGGCAUGGUGUGGCGCUGCAAGGACCAUGGGGAGUUUCAUUGCCGCCAGGGCCGCGUGCGGUUUGGGUGCGGGUGGUGUGACUGCCAUGGCUGGAAUUUUGACCAGUGAUGUUGUCAAGAUCGAGUAUCGGGGGAUUUACCAGAGUUAUUUCAACAUGUCUUUUGGGCUCGGAAAUGGCCUUGGGGCCGCCUUGGGUGGAUUCCUGUGUGACCAUUUCGGCUGGCGCGCCGCAUUCUACCUCCAACUCCCUUUCAUAUUGGUAUACGGCCUCUUGGGUUUCUUCUCCUGUCCCCCCGACCUCGGACCCAACCUGGCCCAAACCCACGGCAAAACACUCCGAGAAGCUUUCAAAACAUUCGACACGUUCGGCGCCAUCGGCCUCACGGCAACAGUCACUUGUCUCAUCCUCGGCGUCAAUCUGGGUGGCAACGUCUUCACCUGGACACAUCCACUCGUGAUCACCAGCCUCGUCCUCUUCGUGGUCGCCGCCACAUCGCUAUUCUUCAUCGAGCGAGAGGCCCAAUUGCCUAUUCUUCCCCUCAAAUUCCUCUCAACGAUUCCGAACGGCAAUCUCAUGUGGGGGAACUUCUUCGGGGCCAUCGUCACCAACACGGUCCUCUUUAAUGUGCCCCUGUACCUCCAAGCCGUUCGACAAACCACACCUACCGUUUCAGGCCUCUACCUCGUCUCGCCCCUCGUAGGCGUCAGCAUCACCUCGCUCAUUGCUGGCGCCUACAUCACCAUCACGCGCCGAAUGAAACCGCCCGUGGCCGCCGGCACAUUCUCCAUGUUCUGCGGCGCCGUCUCCGUAACCUGCCUGUCAUCUUCUACGCCCAUCUCGCUCGUCCCCGUCCUCAUCCCCAUAUGCUCCAUCGGACAAGGUUUCUACUUCCCCGCCACCACCAUUGCCGUGCUCGCUCUGAACUCGCAGGACGAACAAGCCGUGACCACCACAACGCUGGGGCUCCUGCGCAAUCUCGGCUCCAUCCUCGGCGUCGCCAUCAGCAGCUGGAUCCUCCAGAACGCACUACUCAUCUACCUCGCCAAAUGCAUUACGGACCCCGACCAAGCGACGAAGAACCACAUCAUCCGCACGGUCCGAGAGUCGAUCUCGGCCAUCGCGACCUUGGACCCUGUGCAUAAACGGCAAGUCAUUGAAGCCUACGCGCUGAGUCUGCGCGUCACUUUCACCACCGGCAUCGUCGGCGGGUUGUUGUCUAUCGGCCUGAUUUGGCCUGUACACCUGCCUCGAUUGCCAAGGCAGGCAGACAUGGAUAACCGGGACGCCGGCGUCUUUGUGCCGAACGAAGAGGUAGCGGAAUACGAAUAUGAGACUGAUGCUGACGAAGACGAUGACGAUGACGACGAUCAAGCGCUCCUCGACACCCCGCCACAGUCCAUCCAUCGCACAUUGACGGAGAAUACGGUACACAGUCGGACAUCGAAUUCUAUGGUAGGGUUCGAGGGAAGAGUCUCGAUACACGGUCGCGGGAGGCGUGCGAGCUUCGAUACAAGAUUCUAA
Molecule: messenger RNA, 1947 nt
Organism: Rhinocladiella mackenziei CBS 650.93
Lineage: Eukaryota; Fungi; Ascomycota; Eurotiomycetes; Chaetothyriales; Herpotrichiellaceae
Exons: 2
Coding region: 1-1947 (648 amino acids)
Biological process (GO): transmembrane transport; basic amino acid transport
Cellular component (GO): fungal-type vacuole membrane
Molecular function (GO): basic amino acid transmembrane transporter activity
Source: RefSeq, a predicted model, not a curated record